ACUGGUAUAGGGGAUACCUCAUAAAGCACAAAAUGUUGCAGGGCAUUUUUCCUAAGUCCUUUAUCCACAUCAAGGAAGUGACCAUUGAAAAAAGAAGAAAUAUUGAGAACAUCAUUCCUGCAGAAAUUCCUCUGGCACAAGAAGUGACGACGACACUUUGGGAAUGGGGCAGCAUCUGGAAACAGCUCUACGUGGCCAGCAAAAAGGAGCGCUUCCUCCAGGUGCAGGCCAUGAUGUACGACCUGAUGGAGUGGCGGUCCCAGCUUCUCUCAGGAACGCUGCCCAAGGACGAGCUGAAGGAACUGAAGCAGAAAGUCACGUCCAAAAUCGACUACGGCAACAAAAAAAUGCAUACAGUGGGGGCUUCUUCCCUCACCUUCAUCUUGGGUUCACUUUCUUGAACAGAAGAGAGCACUGGGGCCACCUCCUAACAGGAAAUGUCAAAAUGGUCAGUUCUCCAAAACAAAUGGUCUGCUGUCCUGUGGGGGGCAGCCCUCCUGAUGCUGAGUCGUGGGAAUCCAGGCAGCCCUGCCCCUCGACUACUAAAGCUCCCAGCUUCAAAAUCCUUGAGCUUGAUCUGAUUGUCCGAGAUGAAGAUGGAAAUAUCUUGGACCCUGAUAACACCAGUGUCAUCAGCUUGUUCCAUGCACACCAGGAAGCAACUGAGAAAAUCACAGAGCGUAUCAAGGAAGAAAUGUCAAAAGAUCAGCCAGAUUAUGGAUUGUCUUCCCGGAUCUCCUCAUCCCCUACCCACAGCCUCUAUGUCUUUGUGAGAAACUUUGUGUGCAGAAUUGGGGAAGACUCUGAGCUCUUCAUGUCUCUCUAUGACCCCAACAAGCAAGCCGUCAUAAGUGAGAACUACCUGGUGCGAUGGGGCAGCAAGGGCUUCCCGAAGGAGGUCGAGAUGCUCAACAACCUGAAGGUGGUCUUCACGGAUCUUGGAAACAAAGACCUCAACAGGGAUAAAAUUUACUUGAUUUGUCAAAUAGUCCGAGUUGGGAAGAUGGAUCUGAAGGACACUAAUACGAAGAAGUGCACACAGGGACUGAGGCGGCCCUUUGGGGUGGCAGUUAUGGAUAUAACAGACAUUGUCAAGGGGAAAGCAGAGAGUGACGAAGAAAAGCAGCACUUCAUUCCUUUCCACCCGGUGACAGCAGAGAAUGACUUCCUGCACAGUCUGUUGGGCAAAGUCACGACCUUCAAGGGAGACAGCGGAGGGCAAGGCCUCUGGGUGACCAUGAAGAUGCUCGUGGGGGACAUAAUUCAGAUCCGCAAGGACUACCCCCACCUGGUGGACAGGACGACCGUAGUGGCAAGGAAGCUGGGCUUCCCCGAGAUCAUCAUGCCAGGGGAUGUCAGAAACGACAUCUACAUCACUCUCCUACAAGGCGACUUUGACAAGUACAACAAGACCACACAGAGGAACAUGGAAGUGAUCAUGUGUGUGUGCGCGGAGGAUGGCAAAACGUUGUCUAAUGCAAUCUGCGUGGGAGCAGGGGACAAGCCUAUGAGUGAAUAUCGGUCCGUAGUGUACUAUCAAGUCAAACAGCCACGGUGGAUGGAAACAGUCAAGGUGGCUGUCCCCAUUGAAGACAUGCAGAGGAUCCAUCUGCGAUUCAUGUUUCGACAUCGGUCAUCCCUGGAAUCUAAAGAUAAAGGAGAAAAGAACUUCGCCAUGUCCUACGUGAAGCUGAUGAAGGAAGAUGGGACCACUCUGCAGGACGGAUACCAUGACCUGGUUGUCCUAAAGGGGGACAGCAAGAAGAUGGAGGAUGCCAGCGCCUACCUGACUCUGCCUUCAUAUCGGCACCACAUGGAAAACAAGGGGGCCACACUGAGUCGAAGCUCCAGCAGUGUUGGGGGGCUCUCCGUCAGCUCCCGGGAUGUGUUUUCCAUUUCCACCCUAGUGUGCUCCACAAAGCUCACCCAGAACGUGGGCUUGCUGGGUUUGCUAAAGUGGCGAAUGAAGCCUCAACUACUGCAGGAGAAUUUAGAGAAAUUGAAGAUUGUGGAUGGAGAGGAGGUGGUGAAGUUUCUCCAAGAUACUCUGGAUGCCCUCUUCAACAUCAUGAUGGAGCAUUCUCAGAGUAACGAGUAUGACAUCCUCGUCUUUGAUGCUUUGAUCUACAUAAUUGGACUCAUUGCUGACCGGAAAUUCCAGCAUUUCAACACCGUUCUGGAGGCUUACAUUCAACAGCAUUUCAGUGCUACCUUGGCUUACAAGAAACUGAUGACAGUGCUGAAGACUUACUUGGAUACCUCCAGCAGAGGGGAGCAGUGUGAGCCGAUCCUCAGAACCCUCAAAGCUCUGGAAUAUGUGUUCAAGUUCAUCGUUCGGUCGAGGACAUUGUUUUCUCAGCUUUACGAAGGCAAAGAACAGAUGGAGUUUGAAGAAUCCAUGAGGCGGCUCUUUGAAUCCAUCAACAACCUGAUGAAAAGUCAAUACAAAACCACCAUCCUUUUGCAGGUGGCGGCUUUGAAAUACAUCCCAUCUGUCCUCCAUGAUGUGGAAACGGUCUUUGAUGCGAAGUUACUCAGCCAACUCCUGUAUGAGUUCUAUACCUGCAUCCCCCCCGUGAAACUCCAGAAGCAGAAAGUCCAGUCCAUGAACGAGAUAGUCCAAAGCAACCUCUUUAAAAAGCAAGAAUGCCGGGACAUCCUGCUGCCUGUCAUCACCAGAGAGCUGAAAGAGCUGCUCGAGCAGAAGGACGAUGGGUCCCAGCAUCAGCUGCAGGAGAAGAAGUUCUGCGUGGAGCUACUCAACAGUAUUCUGGAGGUGCUCAGCUCUCAGGAUGCGGCCUUCACCUACCACCACAUCCAAGAGAUCAUGGUCCAGCUGCUUCGCACGGUGAACCGGAUGGUCAUCACGAUGGGGCGGGAUCACCAACUGAUUAGUCACUUUGUGGCAUGUAUGACAGCAAUCUUACACCAGAUGGGCGACCAGCACUACUCCUUUUACAUUGAGACCUUCCAGUCCAGCUCCGAGCUCGUGGACUUCUUGAUGGAGACAUUCAUCAUGUUCAAGGACCUCAUUGGGAAGAACGUGUAUCCCUCAGACUGGAUGGCCAUGAGCAUGGUUCAGAACAGGGUCUUCCUGAGAGCCAUCAACAAGUUUGCAGAAAUCAUGAACCAGAAGUUCCUGGAACAUACGAACUUUGAGUUCCAGCUGUGGAAUAACUAUUUUCAUCUGGCGGUGGCUUUUAUCACCCAGGAUUCCCUGCAGCUGGAGCAGUUCUCACACGCCAAGUACAACAAAAUCCUGAAUAAGUACGGGGACAUGCGGCGGCUAAUUGGCUUCUCCAUCCGCGAUAUGUGGUACAAGCUUGGCCAGAACAAGAUCUGCUUCAUCCCGGGCAUGGUCGGCCCUAUACUAGAGAUGACACUCAUCCCCGAGGCCGAGCUCCGCAAAGCCACCAUCCCCAUCUUCUUCGACAUGAUGCUGUGUGAAUAUCAAAAGAGUGGGGAUUUCAAAAAGUUUGAAAACGAAAUCAUCCUCAAGCUGGACCACGAGGUGGAAGGCGGCCGAGGGGACGAGCAGUACAUGCAACUGCUGGAGUCCAUCCUGAUGGAGUGUGCUGCCGAGCACCUGACCAUUGCCAAGUCCGUGGCGAACUUCGUGAACCUGGUCAAAGGCCUCCUGGAGAAACUGCUGGACUACAGGGGCGUGAUGACGGAUGAGAGCAAAGACAACCGCAUGAGUUGCACCGUGAACCUGCUGAAUUUCUACAAAGAUAACAAUCGGGAAGAGAUGUACAUAAGGUACCUGUACAAACUCCGCGAUCUUCACCUGGACUGUGACAACUACACGGAGGCUGCCUACACGCUCCUUCUCCACACUUGGCUUCUCAAGUGGUCAGAUGAGCAGUGUGCCUCACAGGUCAUGCAGACAGGCCAGCAGCACCCCCAGACCCACCGCCAGCUGAAGGAGACGCUGUAUGAGAUCAUCAUAGGUUACUUUGACAAAGGAAAGAUGUGGGAGGAGGCCAUCAGCCUGUGCAAGGAGCUGGCGGAGCAGUACGAGAUGGAGAUCUUUGACUACGAGCUGCUCAGCCAGAACCUGGUCCAGCAGGCGAAGUUCUAUGAAAACAUCAUGAAAAUCCUCAGACCCAAGCCAGACUACUUUGCCGUCGGGUACUAUGGCCAGGGCUUCCCCACCUUCCUGCGGAACAAAGUGUUCAUCUACCGAGGGAAGGAGUACGAGCGGAGGGAAGACUUCCAGAUGCAGCUCAUGAGCCAGUUCCCCAACGCGGAGAAGAUGAACACAACCUCUGCCCCCGGGGACGAGGUGAAGAACGCCCCAGGCCAGUAUAUCCAGUGUUUCACCGUCCAGCCCGUCUUGGAUGAACACCCCAGGUUCAAGAAUAAGCCGGUGCCUGACCAGAUUAUAAACUUUUACAAAUCCAACUACGUGCAAAGGUUCCACUACUCCCGGCCGGUGCGCAGGGGGACAGUCGACCCCGAGAACGAGUUUGCCUCCAUGUGGAUUGAGAGAACCUCCUUCGUGACCGCGUACAAGCUUCCGGGGAUCCUGCGCUGGUUUGAGGUGGUCCACAUGUCCCAGACCACCAUCAGCCCCCUGGAGAACGCCAUCGAAACCAUGUCCACAGCCAAUGAGAAGAUCCUGAUGAUGAUCAACCAGUACCAGAGUGACGAGAGCCUCCCCAUUAACCCGCUGUCCAUGCUGCUCAACGGGAUCGUGGACCCCGCCGUCAUGGGAGGGUUCGCCAAGUACGAGAAGGCCUUCUUCACAGAGGACUACACCAGGGACCACCCCGAGGACCAGGACAAGCUGAGCCGCCUCAAGGACCUGAUCGCGUGGCAGAUCCCCUUCCUGGGAGCUGGGAUUAAGAUCCACGAGAAGCGGGUCUCCGAGAACCUGCGGCCCUUCCACGACCGGAUGGAGGAGUGUUUCAAGAACCUGAAAGUGAAGGUGGAGAAGGAGUAUGGUGUCCGAGAGAUGCCUGACUUUGAGGACAGGCGAGUGGGCCGCCCCCGGUCCAUGCUGCGCUCCUACCGGCAGAUGUCCAUCAUCUCCAUGGCGUCCAUGAACUCUGACUGCAGCACCCCCAGCAAGACCACCUCCGAGAGCUUCGACCUGGAACUGCCACCCCCCAGGGCGCAGAAAGCGGAGCCGGUGGAGCCCAUCUCCCCGCCGGGGAGCACGCUGCCCGAGGUCAAGCUGCGCAGGUCCAAGAAGCGGGCCAAACGGAGCAGCGUGGUGUUUGCCGACGAGAAGGCAGCAGCCGAGUCGGACCUCAAGAGGCUCUCCAGGAAGCACGAGUUCAUGAGUGACACCAACCUCUCGGAGCAUGCGGCCGUCCCCCCCAGGGCCUCCGUCCUCUCUCAGAUGAGUUUUGCCAGCCAGUCCAUGCCCAUCAUCCCAGGUGACGAGUGUUUGAUGCGCGGAUGCUGCGUGCCUCCCCGGCACCCAUUCACUGUCCGGCGAGCCUUCACGCUCUCGGUGGCCGCUGUGCCCGGGACAGAGGAUGGCAGCCGGUCCCCCCGCCUCAGCCAGACCUUCCUUCCUUUCUCGGAAGGCGACAAGCACGACAAAAAGACGCUCAAACGGAAGAAAGUGAACCAGUUCUUCAAGACGAUGCUGGCCAGCAAGUCCUCCGAGGACGGCAAGCAGACCCACGACCUGCCCCCUGACCUGUGAGACGUGCCCGCCCGCCCGGGGCUGAGCUGGGCCGGAGAGGAGCUUCCGGAAGAAGCGAGCUCGGGACACGGAUGCCUCAGGAGCAGGGAGACCUGAUGGGCCUUCACUCAGACAGGGAGGGCGGCUGACCCGGCCCAGAGCUUCUGGUGACAGACGCCGGCGGGGGGUGGGGAAGGGUGAGGACACCACGGUCCGCUGCCUCUCCGUUCCGCCCUCCAGCAUCCCGGGCACAUCUUUCCACAGCCCGGCUCGCGGGUGCAGGAGCCGUGGUCCUGGCUCAUUUCUAAGCCCGCGUCCUUCAUAGAAAAGCCUUUUAAAUACGCUUUUAUUUUAUUUUUCGUUAACAGUUUUGUACUUGACAUUUUUUAAUGACAACACCCAGUCUUUUUUCUAGCUGAUCGUCUCCGAAGUGUUGCUAUUUCUUUCUGGCAAUAAAAGUGGUUCCGUUGCGUA
This is a messenger RNA of Myotis daubentonii (Daubenton's bat), 6112 nucleotides long. RefSeq names its product dedicator of cytokinesis 2 (gene DOCK2). The transcript is spliced from 52 exons. The record is from RefSeq and is a predicted model, not a curated record. Gene Ontology annotation, molecular function: GTPase activator activity; small GTPase binding; guanyl-nucleotide exchange factor activity. NCBI's taxonomy places the organism in Eukaryota, Metazoa, Chordata, Mammalia, Chiroptera, Vespertilionidae. Gene Ontology annotation, biological process: small GTPase-mediated signal transduction; myoblast fusion; cell migration. Gene Ontology annotation, cellular component: cytoplasm; plasma membrane. Bases 164 to 5659 code for a protein of 1831 amino acids.